This is a messenger RNA of Lonchura striata (white-rumped munia), 3923 nucleotides long. The record is from RefSeq and is a predicted model, not a curated record. NCBI's taxonomy places the organism in Eukaryota, Metazoa, Chordata, Aves, Passeriformes, Estrildidae.
AUGUGGGGUGUGAGGAACCCGGGCGUGCUCCUGGCGCUGCUCCUGCUCCCAGGGGAAUUUCCACCCUUUGCGGGUGUCGGGGGGAAACUGAGGCACGGUGGCGAGGAUGUGUUUGGGGUGCUGGGGGGGUUUUUUUUUGGGGUUCUGUCCCCUCACCCCUUCCUUGGGACCCCCUCGGCAGCGCUCGGCGAGGGUUUCAGCCUCGACGCGCGGCGCUCGCGGCUCUUCCGGGGGCCACCGGAGUCCCAGUUUGGCUACCGGGUGCUGCAGCGGGGGGGAGACGGGGACAAGUGGCUGCUGGUGGGGGCCCCGUGGGACGGGGAUGGCCAAGGUGACAUCUACAAGUGCGACGUGGGACCCCAAAACUCCUCCUGUGCCAAGGCCAACCUCGGUACUGGGCGGGGCGGGGGGAGCAGCACCGGCCACCUGGGGAUGACGCUGGUGGAGUCCAAGGAUGGGGGGUUUGUGGCGUGCGCCCCGCUUUGGUCUCAGGAAUGUGGCACCUCCACCUUCAGCUCCGGCCGCUGCGUCCGGCUCGACGAGGAGCUCCAGCCCGUGGGCACCAUCGCGCCCACAGCCCAGCGUUGUUCUACCUACAUGGACAUCGUCCUGGUUCUGGAUGGCUCCAACAGCAUCUACCCCUGGGAGGAGGUGCAGGCCUUCCUUGGGAACAUCUUGGCACGCUUCUUCAUCGGCCCCGGGCAGACCCAGGUGGGGGUGCUGCAGUACGGGGAGCAGCUGGUGCAGGAGUGGGCGCUGGGGCAGCACCCCACAACCCAGAGCCUGCUGGAGGCUGCGCGGAACCUGACGCGGCAGGAGGGGAGGGAGACCAGGACGGCCAUGGCCAUCCGGGAGGCAUGCACCCAGUCCUUCAGCCCGGCGCGGGGCGGGCGCCCGGGGGCCGCGCGGCUGCUGCUGGUGGUGACGGACGGCGAGUCCCACGACGGCGACGAGCUGCCCGCGGCGCUGGCCGAGUGCGACCGCCACAACGUCACCCGCUACGCCAUCGCUGUGCUGGGCCAUUACCUGCGGCGGCAGCAGGAUCCCGAGGAUUUCAUCCGGGAGAUCAAAUCCAUCGCCAGCGACCCUGACGAGAAGUAUUUCUUCAAUGUCACGGAUGAGGCCGCCCUCAACGACAUCGUGGACGCUCUGGGAGAUCGGAUCUUCAGCCUGGAAGGCACCCACGGUGACAAUGAGAGCGCCUUCGAGCUGGAGAUGUCCCAGAUCGGCUUUUCCAUCCACCACCUCGAGGACGGGAUCCUCUUCGGGAUGGUCGGAGCCCACGGCUGGCAGGGGGGUGUGCUGGAGGAGAGGCGGAGGGGCCGCGUGGUUCCAGCCCGGGAAGCGUUCCAGGAGGAAUUCCCGCUGCAGCUGAAGAACCACGCGGCCUACCUGGGGUACUCGGUGUCCUCGCUGCAGCUCCCGGGGGGGCAGCGCCUGUUGGUGGCCGGUGCCCCUCGCUUCCAGCACAAGGGCAAGGUCGUCCUCUUCCAGCUGGACCCCACGGGCGCCGUGACGGUGGCCCAGGCGCUGAUGGGGGACCAGAUUGGCUCCUACUUCGGCAGCGAGGUGCUGGCCCUGGACCUGGAGGGAGAUGGGGACAGCGAGCUGCUGCUGGUGGCAGCGCCCACCUACCUGGGGGGCCAGAGCAGGGAGAUGGGGAGGGUCUACGUGUACCGCGUGGGGCAGGUGAGAGGGCUGGACCCCGCGGGGUCGCUGCACCCCGAGCCGAGCCCGCAGGAUUCCCGGUUCGGCUCCGCCCUGGGCGCGGUGCCCAACCUGAGCCAGGACGGGCUGGCCGGGGCCGUGGUGGGGGCUCCGCUGGAGGACGAGCACCGCGGGGCUCUCUACGUGUUCCACAUCGCCCCGGGCUCCCUCCUGCCCCGCUACAAGCAGCGCAUUGAGGCGGCGGUGCUGGGCUGGAGCCUCCGGUACUUCGGGAUCAGUGUGGACGGACGGGUGGACAUGGACGGGGACGGGCUGGUGGACGUGGCCGUGGGGGCGCAGGGGGCGGCCGUGCUGCUGCGGUCCCGCUGGAUCAUCCGGGUGUCCGCGGGGGUGUCGGUGGAGCCGGCGGCCGUCAGCGUCACCCGGCGAAACUGCCGGCGCGGCGGCUCCGGCGCCGUCUGCCUCCGCGCCAGGAUCUGCUUCCGCGGCCAGAGCCGCGCGCGGAGAGGCCCCGGGGACGUGGAUGUGGAUCUCCGGUACAACGUGUCCCUGGAGGAGCGGAUCCCGGGAUCCCGAGCCGCCUUUGACUCCGGCGGCCGCCGGCUGCUGCAGCGCCGCACGGAGCUGCGGCUGGGCGGGCAGAGCUGCGCCCGCGUCCCCUUCCACGUCCUGGACACCUCGGAUUACCUGCGGCCCCUCAGCCUCAGCCUCACCUGGGCGCUGGAUGCGGCUGCGAGCGCGGUGCUGGACGAGGCGUCUCCCACCAGUGUCCGCAAACUGAUCCCGUUUUUCAAAGAUUGCGGGAACGACGACGAGUGCGUCGCUGACCUGGUGCUCAAGGCCACCACGGACAUCAUGGGCUCCAGGCAGAGCCCUCACAUCGUGCGGAAGGGCCGGAGGCGGAUGCUGGUGGAUGUGGAGCUGGAGAACCGGGGGGAGAACGCCUACAACGCCAGCCUGUGGCUGCACCUGCCUGGGAACCUCCAUUUCUCCAGCCUCGUGCUCCAGGAUCCCAUGGGGGUUGUGGGGGUGGUCCAUUGCUGCCACCUGGCCGUGUCCCCAAUGUCCCCGUGGUGUCCCCGGCAGGAUCCCAGCUCGGUCAAGCUGGAGUGCUCAGCCCUGGGGGGGCACCGCCGGCGCUGCAGCGUGGGCUACCCCGUCUUCCGCUCACAGGCCAAGGUGUCCUUCACCCUGGAGCUGGAGUUCAGCUGCUCCGUCCUGCUGGACCGCGCCGAGGUCACUCUCAGGGCCACCAGUGACAGCACCGAGGCCACAGCGGAGGACAACGCGGUCAAGCUGUCCGUGCCCAUCCGCUACGAGGCCAACCUGUUCCUGUCCAGGUGGGGCUGGGGGGGCGAGGGGGGACACAUCGUGAUGGGUGUGACCCCCCCUGUGCACCCCCCACCCCCAAAAAACAGCUACCUGCAGAGUGGGGGGGUCUUAGAAUGGGAUGUGACCCCCCUGUGUGCCCCAAAAAACACCGACCUGCAGAGUGGGGGGGACACAUCUGACACCAACCUCCAUCGCUACGAGCUUCCACCCCCGGGCACCUUCAUCGCCAGCUCCAGCCCCGAGUUCAGCACCACGGUCAAGAACGUCACCCUGCACAUGGCCCUGCCGGCGCUGUCUGUCACCCGUGUCCUGGCGGAGAACGCCUCCUGCAGGCUGAGCCCCCCCGAUGGGGGCACCCCCAGAGCGCUCCCGGUGCCCCCCGAGGCUCUGCGGCACAGCGAGCGGCUGGACUGCUCCAGGUCUCGCUGCCGGGAGCUGCGCUGCGCGCUGGCGCGGCUGGAGCGCGGCGGCGCCGCCUCCGUGGAGCUCGAGCGGAGCCUCCGCGGCGCCGCGCUGGGCUCGGUGAAAUUCCGGAGCCUGAGGAUCGUCAGCAGCGUCUGUCUGGGGCUCGGGGGGGAGCUCCUGGUGCUGGAGGAGGGGGCGCAGUGCCGGGAGCUGGAGCUGGAGCUGCUCCGGGCCCGCCCGGUGUCGGUGUCCCUGUGGAUCCUGGGGGGCAGCGCCCUGGGGGGGCUCCUGCUGCUGGCGCUGCUCAGCCUCGGCCUCUGGAGGCUGGGAUUCUUCUCCCACCCGAAGCCCUCCCGGGAGGAGGAGGAGGAGGAGGAGGAUGAAGAGCACUGAGGUGGCAGGAGGACAUCCCAGAACCUCCUCCUGGGACAUUCCAGGCUUUGGGAUCGAUGCAGGGACCAGGGGAUGAUGCUGGAGCCCUGAGGAUGGAGCUGGGAGUGGGAAAAGUGGGAAUGAAC